GGCAUUAUUGGCUUGACUGUAUAUUAGAGUUUGAACAGAUAAAAGCAGACAUUUUAAAUGCAAACAAUGGACAAUACAGAAUACUAUUCUGAUUAUGAAGCAAAUGAUACUAGAAGAGGGGAUAUUGAACAAAACAUUGCUAUCAUCUAUAUAGCACUUUCAGUCUGCAUAAUCAUCUUUGGAGUUAUAGGAAAUAUUCUAUCAUUGAUUGUGCUUAAGAAGGAAAAUGAACAGAGUAGCCGUGUAUUCCUGCUAAAAACAUUAGCAAUCACGGACAGUUUAUUCCUCAUUUCCUAUAUUGGACUUAUACCAGAAGAUGGAUAUGUGGCUGAGCUAUGGGAUUUGGAAGACAGUUACGAUAAUGUAAAGUGGAUAUUAAUGUACUUUAAUCAUACAGCAUCAACACUAACAACAUGGGUGAUUGUCCUUGUCACAAUUGACAGAUAUAUACACAUUGCAAAACCACUUCGCGCCUCAUUAAUUGCGACAGUGAAACGAAUGCGUGUAGUCAUGGGUGCACUGACUGUCACAGCCGCCAUUUACAACUUGCCAUUGAUUGUUUGGCAUUAUUACCCCACGGAAGAGAAUGGUCCAGAUUAUUAUUUCAUCAUAUAUGAGUGCGUCUUGAAUUUCAUAUUUAGAUUUGUGGGGCCAGUUAUAACAGUAACAGUUCUCAACAUUAAACUUAUUCGUUCGGUGAGACAAUCAAGGAUUAAAACAGAACACCAAACACAAGAAAAGAAAGAGGAAAGAAAACAAACAUUAACAAUGAUAUCAAUAUUGUCAGUCUUUAUAAUAUGUUCUCUCAUCAAUGUUGGUGGUAGAAUGCUUGUUCUGAAUGACAAACUGUCAGAAUUAGAAUUUGUUUUUUACAACACUGCAAACUUGUUUCUCCUUUGUAACUCAGCAUGCAAUGUUAUAUUUUAUUUCCUUUUUGGAAAAUCAUUCAGGGAAAAACUGAAAAAGAUUAUAUGUUGUGACAAACUAAAUUAAAAAGUGGCCCAAUGAGCAAUAUCUAAGAAGCAUCAUUGACCGCAACUACGGUAUAUCUCCAGUGUAAAUAAGAACAACAAAAGGUAAUAAUGCAAUCCUUUUAAGGGAUCCAUAUUAAUGUAGCUACAGCCAAAAGCCAUUAGCAAUCUCUGACUGAAAUAACUAUGAUAUAUGGUGAUCAAAAUGCCUCACUUUGUUACUAGA
Molecule: messenger RNA, 1197 nt
Organism: Owenia fusiformis
Lineage: Eukaryota; Metazoa; Annelida; Polychaeta; Sabellida; Oweniidae
Source: the annotation of a GenBank genome assembly